This is a messenger RNA of Amphimedon queenslandica, 2214 nucleotides long. RefSeq names its product twitchin-like. The coding region runs from base 30 to 2138 and encodes 702 amino acids. The transcript has 8 exons. Gene Ontology annotation, molecular function: protein binding. The record is from RefSeq and is a predicted model, not a curated record. Lineage: Eukaryota; Metazoa; Porifera; Demospongiae; Haplosclerida; Niphatidae.
AACCAGGGCGUGGCUCAAUUUUGCAGAAGAUGUUGCUUUUGAAGGCCGUAGCCUUUUCUCUCUUCCUCCGUCUCUCCUUCUCUCAGGCUAACUAUUCUUACACUAGUACACCCAGUAGGCUCCCGGGACAAGAUGCUGUUUAUGUUAUAGCUACUGUUGGUCAGAGUCAAUCCAUCUUCUGUAACAUCACCAAUGACCAAACCGGAGAUAUAGUGCCUCCUGUCUGGUCUUUAUCUACAAUAAACGGCAGCCAGUUUGAUCUCUCAUUUAAUGACACCAAUGGCUUGUCAGACGAUCCUUCUUUAUCUCUCAUGAUUUCUGGUGGUGAUACCAACCUCACUGUACUUGCUUUUACUGAAUACUACAAUAGAGCAAUCUUCAGUUGCGGUCCAAUGCCUGGGACUGUGCUUGAGAGAUUUGUGAUUGGUAUCUUAAAUCCCCCUACUUUGAUUGGAGAUAUAUCAACUGUUAAUGUCACUGAAGGAGAAAGCGAAACGAUUACACUAGUUAGCCAAAGCAGUAAUCCAUUUCCUCCAUUUUAUACACUGGGCUACAAUGGAGAUAUUAACAGCUUCAUACUAACAAAUACGUCACUCUGGAUUAGUAAUGCCCAGAGAAACAUGUCAGGAAACUAUACCUUCUUUUUGAACCAUGCUAGUGGAAAUUUGAGUGCCACCUUUACACUUAAUGUACAGUAUGCUCCUAGCGGUAUCCCAGUUGACACUGCUGCUUAUGGAAGGAUUGGUGAUAAUAUCACUUUGACACUGUUCAGCAACUUGUCAGGCAAUCCUUUUCCCAGGGUUGAAUGGUAUUUUGAUGGAGAUAUUCUCUCUGAUGCAAGCAAAUAUGACUUGUCUCAUCCAUUGAAGUUGAUAAUAAUGAAUGUUGAUAGUGACGAUUUUGGCUCUUAUACUGGAUAUGCAAUAAACAUAGCUGGCAACAUUUCGUCAGUCAUAACUCUAACUGAAGCAGUGCAGCCAGGAACUCCAUUGAGCCUGCAAGAGUCCAAUGUCACUCAUAAUUCUGUUUCUAUCAAGUGGAUGGAGCCUGCUGAUACUGGAUUACCACAAUUAUCUGGAUAUAUAGUUAUGAUCAAUCCACCAGUACCAGGCAAUCCAUUUGUUACUGCUGAUACUAGUAUAUCAAUUAAUGGCCUUUCUCCUACUGCCCAAUACUCUGUAUCAGUAGCAGCUGUGUCUUCUGCUUAUCCUGAAGGAGGGAAUGAGACCAGUCUUAGUUUCACAACAACUGAUGGACCUCCAGAAUUCAGAACUACAGCAAUUACACCGCUACCCAAUGCCAAUAUUAACAUAGCAUUAGAAUUGAGACACACUGGAGGUGCUGGAAAUGAUGCAGUAUCAAUAGAUGCCUACUGCUCAACAGACAUGGAUUAUGGCUUAGGCAGUGGCAGUGGAGAUCACAAUAUGAAUUAUGCCAAUACUUUCACAUACUCUUGUGAAGAAAGAUGCUUUGAUGCUGGACUCAUGGCCAGUUUUUCACUUGGUCCUAUUACUGCAGGAAGCCAAUACUACUGCUUUGUGAAUGCAUAUAAUUUAGUGGGAGGUGCUACUUUAAGACAGAACCUUGUCCCAGUAAUAGGUAAACCUUCCAGGCCAGUGGUAGCAGUCUCAACUAGCCCAGGACUAAUCAGUGCUUCUUUACUGUGCCAGUAUGCAGGGAUACUAGCAGGAAGCAGUCUCUCCUUUAACAUGACAGUGGAGACAGACCAAGGAAGUGAACUAUACACUCAGGCCUAUGAAUACACAGACUACACUAAUAAUACCAACAGAAGUGUCUCUAUACCAGUGAAUGGUGGAAUGAUGUAUUAUGUAGAAGUAUUUGCCAUCAAUGAGCAUGGAUACUCAGAAUUGACAAGAUUAGGACCAUUCAAUGUAACUGUGAAUGUUACUGAAGCACCUACAGAAGAAGAAUCUACUCGUUUGCUGAUAAUAAUAAUUGGGGCAUCAGUUGGAGGUUUGAUAGUAGCUGUGGUCUUUAUAUCCAUCAUCAUUUGUAUUUGUGGAUGCUGCUGCAAGAAGAGGAAAUCAAGGACUGUACAGUUUCAUACGAGUUCAGCACAGACCUGGAGGAGAAGUGAUUCUCGAGCAAUGGAAAUGAGUCAAAGAUACCGUCGCUGAACAAUAUCCCAUAGAACAAACCAUUAACCUUAUUUUUACACGCUAAAACACAAAAAUAUUUAAAAGUUUAAUAGCA